Messenger RNA from Oncorhynchus masou masou (cherry salmon), 980 nucleotides. RefSeq names its product endonuclease domain-containing 1 protein-like. NCBI's taxonomy places the organism in Eukaryota, Metazoa, Chordata, Actinopteri, Salmoniformes, Salmonidae. The transcript is spliced from 3 exons. The record is from RefSeq and is a predicted model, not a curated record. Bases 8 to 865 code for a protein of 285 amino acids. Gene Ontology annotation, molecular function: nucleic acid binding; hydrolase activity; metal ion binding.
UCCAAUAAUGUCGGUUCCGGUAGCCCUGUGUGUUCUCCUGGCUGGAACCCUGUCCCUCGUUGAGGGGGACGUGCUGGCCAACUUCGAGGACAUCCCGGAGUGUGUUGAGUAUUUCUACCUGGGGAAAGUACCGGGCUGGGGUGCUGCCACCCCCGGCGCUGCCCGCCUGUGCCAGCGCUUCUACAACAGGUACCACUUUGCCACGCUGUACGACACCAACCACCGCAUUGCCGUGUAUUCAGCCUACCGCUUCCAGCCCAGCAACGGAGGAGGCAGGGAGAAGCGCUGGUUUGUGGAGCCACAGCUCGUGAACCUUACGUGGGGUGCAGAGAUGAAGGAUGGGUACUGGCUGGGGAAAGAUCACCCUGGGGUUUACCUGGGCGAGAGACAGGCACUCAAUGAGGACUACACCCACUCUGGCUUCGACCGUGGCCAUCUCAACCCCAAUGGACACCAUGCAGUCCCCAGUCGUAACGCCACCUUCACCCUGACCAACGUGGUGCCCCAGAACCCCAAGCUCAACCAGAACGCCUGGGCCCGCCACGAGUCCCAGCUCACCGACCUGUUCAAGGCCCAGUGCGCCCAGGCCUACGUGCUGGCGGGCGCCAUCCCCUCCACAGACAACUGGAUUGUCAAGGACAACGUCCGACGCGUCAACAUCCCCGAGUACAUCUGGAACGCCUACUGCUGUGUGGACAACAACGGUGAGCCUGUCCGUAGCGGUGGCGCCACCGCCCUCAACACCGAGCAGAACCGAGUGGACCAGCGCUCGCUGCUGGAGCUGAACGGUUUCCUGCAGCAGUACUCCAACGCGCCAGUGGGGGAGCUGUUUCACAACAACUGCCAGGCAGUGCCCGAGGAGUAGUUUCUCCCACUCCUGGGUUUCUAAUCCGUAUUUGACAGUGGCAAUGUGAGCUAAAACUUCAGUUCACACAUAAGUUUCAGUCUUUCAGCCAAGUCAAGUGCUUCCUACUGUGAAA